Messenger RNA from Poecilia reticulata (guppy), 554 nucleotides. Its product is annotated as ERH mRNA splicing and mitosis factor. Lineage: Eukaryota; Metazoa; Chordata; Actinopteri; Cyprinodontiformes; Poeciliidae. The record is from RefSeq and is a predicted model, not a curated record.
UUUCAUUCUGUUUCCUGUCAGUUAAUUGUUCUUCCGGUGACAGAGGUCAGUCAGCUCACUCGAACGUAACAGGUAUCCCUGAAAAUCUACGAAAGCCACCAAAAGCAUGUCUCACACCAUCCUGCUGGUGCAGCCCACAAAGAGGCCAGAGGGUCGGACAUAUGCUGAUUAUGAAUCGGUCAACGAAUGUAUGGAAGGUGUUUGUAAGAUGUAUGAGGAGCAUUUAAAGAGGAUGAACCCCAACAGUCCGUCCAUCACAUACGAUAUCAGCCAACUCUUUGACUUCAUCGAUGACCUUGCUGACCUCAGCUGUUUGGUGUAUCGUGCCGACACACAGACGUACCAACCGUACAACAAGGACUGGAUCAAAGAGAAGAUCUACGUGCUGCUUCGUCGUCAAGCCCAGCAGGCAGCCAAGUGAAGCCCAUGAGAAAAUGUGGGGUGUGGGCAGGGAGGGGCGUUUAAAGGUURUGUUUUUGGUGUUCUUUUCACAUGGGGAGUGUAUUUUAUAUAUCCUUGUUUGACUUAUUAAUAAAGAUUCCUAUUAAACACUA